Molecule: messenger RNA, 870 nt
Organism: Bipolaris zeicola 26-R-13
Lineage: Eukaryota; Fungi; Ascomycota; Dothideomycetes; Pleosporales; Pleosporaceae
Exons: 4
Coding region: 1-870 (289 amino acids)
Molecular function (GO): endonuclease activity
Source: RefSeq, a predicted model, not a curated record
AUGGAAGAGAAAUUAAGUUUAAAACCAAUUAAUUAUACUCCAAAAAGGUUUCAUAGAAUUAACAGUCAAAUACGAAUGGGUCUUACAUCCACUUUUAUAAGUAAUACUCCUUUUAUAGGGAAAAGAUGCUUAAGUUCUUCUUAUAAGCUGAAUGAUAGAUUUAGACGCUAUUUUAAUCAUAGCUAUUUAUCAAGCAGUCAGCGAGGUGCAUCUCUUAUUUGUAAUGCACUAUUAAAACAUGGUUAUGUGGGAUUUAGGUUAGAGAUUUUAGAAUAUUGUCCUAUUUCAAUAUUACUGGAUAGAGAGCAAUUCUAUAUAGAUAACUUAAACCCUGAAUACAAUAUAUUAAAAACAGCAGGUUCUAAUCUAGGAUAUAAACAUACUGAACCCUCUCUUAAACUUAUGAGUAUUGCAUCCAAAAGUAGAAAUGAAUUAGAAGAAGUUAUUAAGUUAAAAAGAGAGGUUAUGUUAGGCCGAAAGUUAUCUAAAGACCAUCUAGAAAAUAUGGCUAAAAAUAACCCAUUUAGAGUGCCGAUAAUUCUUUCUAAUCUCGAAACAGAUUCCUCUUCUUCCUCUAAUCUAACUAAUUCAAGACAGGCUGUAUUAAUAACUAAUGAUGUUUUAGGUAUUACCAAAGAAUUCUCUACAAUGAAAGCUGCAUACCAAUUUUUGGGUAUAUCUCAUAAACGACUUUUAAAUUGUAAAGGUAUAGAAGUUACUAAUAUUAAUACAAAUGAAGUCAUUAAAUAUUCUUCGCUUAGUUCAGCAGCUGAAGCUAUAGGAAUAUCUCCGUCUAGUAUUUCAACAGCUUUCAGCUGUUGGAAACGAACUACUUCGUUUAGAGGUAUUUACCUUUUUAAAUUAAUUUAA